AUGAAAAUAUUAUUGAAAAAUUUAUUGAAAUUACUUUAUACUGAACUAAUCACUCUGACAAUAUUUCCAUCAUAUAGUUUUGGACAAAUUAAUGAUCAAAUAAAAGCAAAACGUUUGAAUCAAUUGGCCAGUCGUCUCUACGUUUUGUUACUUAUUAUUGGAGUUGUCAUUCUUAGCCUUCAAACUCUUGUACAACCUGAAAUUUUAACAAAGACUUACAUUAAACCAUCCCUUGAAACUUAUGAAUAUCUUCUACAAAAUCAUGGUGACACAGUUCAUUGUCCUUGUUCAAUAACAUCAUCAACAUAUGGUAAAUAUAUCAAAAUUGAACCUAUCUUUCAUCAGGUAUGUUCAAGUCAAUUCAUUUCAAAUGAAUGGCGAAUAAAUAUUACAACUGGUCUUGUUUCCAAUCUAUCAAAUUAUGAUCGAAGAGAUUAUCGUCGUUUUCUAUCAGCUCAUUUACAAUAUCUUGCUGGAUUAUGUGAUUUUUCCAAUCAAUCAGUCAAUGCUUUUAUUCAACAAUUUCUUUCUUCAUUAUUUGUAACUAUUCAACUUCUCCCAAAAUCAGUUUUAAAUACACAAAUGAACGCACUUAUUGAAGAAAAUAAAUCGAAUGCUCCUGUAAUGCUUCUUCGCUAUCUCUCUUUACAUAGAGAUAUUAAUCAUGGUAAUGCUAUCAUAUCAGCUUACGGAACAAAUUACGAAUAUUUCUUACCUGAAAGAUCUUCUGAAUAUAAACUUAAUCAUUAUGUGAUGCGAACUCAAGGAAUUGUUUAUGAUAAUAAUUGUUCAUGUGCAUUAAAUG
Messenger RNA from Adineta steineri, 805 nucleotides. Lineage: Eukaryota; Metazoa; Rotifera; Eurotatoria; Adinetida; Adinetidae. The record is from the annotation of a GenBank genome assembly.